Colias croceus (clouded yellow) is the source of this 3922-nucleotide messenger RNA. It is a transcript of the gene rst, whose product is annotated as irregular chiasm C-roughest protein-like. The coding region runs from base 355 to 2943 and encodes 862 amino acids. The record is from RefSeq and is a predicted model, not a curated record. Gene Ontology annotation, cellular component: cell-cell junction. NCBI's taxonomy places the organism in Eukaryota, Metazoa, Arthropoda, Insecta, Lepidoptera, Pieridae. Gene Ontology annotation, biological process: cell-cell adhesion. The transcript is spliced from 22 exons. Gene Ontology annotation, molecular function: cell adhesion molecule binding.
GCGCGUACGUAUGAUAGUGUGUUUCGUUUCGCGCCAAGCGCUCGCGAUACGCGGCAUUUUGAAUUUUCAAUUUCGAACGUCAAUCGAAAAUUUAUUUUUAUCGGAGUGGCCAGUGCUAUCUAUGAAUUAUGUUAUUGAUAUAACCUGUUUGGUUGAGUGACUAGAAAAUUAUGGAUAAUGGUGGAAUUUUCGCGGUUUGUGCCGUUUUUCCUGUAGGGCAUUGUGUUUUCUUUGUACAAAUUGUAAAGUGCGUAAUGUUUAUGGAUUUUGUGGACUUCUAGGUGGAGAUCUCGAAAUAGUAUGGCGCCAGAAUAUUUCACCAAUACGUAGGGGAGUGUCUCACGAUGUAAAUAAAUGUGGGUAGACGGGAAAAUGUCGAACAGACACAGAUGUGUGAGUGGGGUUCCGUUGUUCUUGUUGAUACGGACUUUGGUGUGUGUGCGUGUGGUGUGGGGGUACCAUGAACAGAAGUUCGCUAUGGAGCCGCAAGAUCAGACGGCAGUAAUAGGGUCCCGGGUGACCCUUCCAUGCAGGGUCGAGAACAAGGCUGGUCAACUGCAGUGGACGAAAGACGACUUCGGUCUUGGAUUACAUAGAGAUCUCAGUGGAUACGACCGGUAUAAGAUGAUCGGGAGUGAUGAAGAAGGGGACUAUUCCCUGGAUAUUCGAGAUGUGACGCUAGAAGACGAUGCCAAAUACCAGUGCCAAGUCAGCUCAGGAUCUAGAGGUGAACCUGCAAUUAGGUCACGCUACGCCCGCCUAACCGUCCUAGUGCCGCCGGAACCACCGAAAAUUCUACAAGGGAAUUUCUACUCUACCACAGAAGACAGAAUCAUCAAACUCGAAUGCAUCUCCGUGGGUGGGAAACCGCCAGCUGAGAUAACCUGGGUGGACAGUAACGCUGGUGUACUCACGCAGGGCGUCACCUACACAGUGGAAGCGUUGGCUGAUGGACAGAGAUUUACUGCAAAAUCCGUGAUUAAAAUGACGCCAAAACAAGAACAUCAUAACCAGACGUUCACUUGUCAAGCGCAAAACACAGCUGACAGGGCGUACAGAGCGGCCAGUAUACAAAUUGAGGUAAAAUACGCGCCAAAAGUGAAAAUACAGAUUAAAACAGGAAAAAGAAUACCGGAGGGGAAAGACGUCGUUGUUGCUUGCACCGCGGACGCGAAUCCGAAUAAUUUGACAUACAGAUGGGUUUUAAAUGAAUCAAUCAUUGGAAACGGGUCAGAGUUGGUAAUACCAAAUGUAACAAGACAGUACAACGGAGCAAUUUUAAAAUGCAUGGUUUUUAACGUGGUCGGCAAAAGUGAAGAGACUGAGACACUUGAAGUUACAUAUGCACCAACAUUCAGAAACCGUCCUCAAGACGUAGAGGCAGAGCUGGGUAAGCAAGUCACGCUGAGUUGCGAUGUGGAUGGGUUCCCGGCGCCUGAAAUAAGAUGGCUGCAUUUUGAAGAAGAUACUAAUAUUAGUGUGGGCAGAACAGCUAAUUUAACAUUAACCGUGGACACUCAUACUUCUGGUCGAUAUUUAUGCAAAGCCAGAGUCGAUGGAUACCCUGAAAUAGAAGCUGAUGCAUCGAUUUUUAUUAAAGGGCCACCAAAAAUACUAUCCAACGCGACGCAAUUCGGUUCCCAAGGUGACACAGUGAACAUAGAAUGUGCAGCUUUCGCAGUACCCAAAAUUGAUAACAUCGUCUGGACGUUUGAAGGGAAAGAGAUAGAUGGUGUACAUGAUCAGGACUACGCCUUCCAAGAAGACCUGCAACCUGGUGGUAUCGUAAACUCAACGCUCAUCAUCAGAGAAAGUCAAGCGAAGCACUUUGGAGUGUAUCGAUGUAAUGUGUCCAAUGACUAUGGAAGUGAUACCAUGGAUAUCGUUGUUCGACCUAAUAAAUCAUUCCCGCUCUUACUAAUUCUGUUCGGCGUGACCUCCGGCACAAUAAUGGUAGCAGCAGUGAUAAUGCUUGUAAUACUUUGUCAAAGAAAGCAGAGGAAGAACAAGCAAGUGACAGAGAAGCCUGAUGUUACAGUCACGGCGGAAGAAUUGUAUAAAGAUGACAGGAAUUCCAAUAUAAGCGACUUGAAACUGGAGUUGCGGCAGAACGGGACUUGUGAUGUUGACUACUCGAACACCGGGUCGGACAGCACGCUGUGCUCGAACGCGAAGCUGGGCAGCGGCGCGCCGCUCGCCGGCUCCGCGCCGCUCGCCAACUUCCCCUAUCGGUACAGUAACGAUUAUAGCGAUCCAGCUUAUACGGAUUAUAAGGUAAAUGGAUAUUCGACCUACGUCCAUUACGGCCACGAUUAUACGCCGGGCUCUUUGAGAGUUCAGUCACCUACGAUGGGCAGUGAUAAGCUCACGCCGAAUAGGUCAAUAAACGGCAGUCUACCGCGAAGUAUAGACACAUCCCUGCAGUUAGCGGGCGGCGGCAGUCAGAGCAACUCGCUGCAGCGCGCCAAGCGACAAGGCAGCAACAACGCAAUUAACAGCUUAGGAGUUCCUAGCACGGAAGGAAAUCGAGUAGGCAACGGUGGUAUAAUCCACGGAGUAGACGUGAGAUACGCAGCUACAUAUGGGAAUCCCCAUUUACGCAGUGGGAUCGGUUUUACCGUGAACACGGCGAAGCCCGCGUCCACGCCCGCACCGCCACCGUAUUCUUCUGUUAGAAGUUCUGUUAUUAUUCCUUCUGGUACAUCAUCCCACUCAAUAACGUCACCAACAAGUCUCGCGUCCCCGCAGUGUGCAACGAGCCCCAUCACUAACUCCACUAUGUCUACGGAUAGUGCACAGCCUGUCGGAGUAGUAACGUCGUCAACGACGCCGCAAUCUCCAAGCUCUCAUUAUAUUUUAGCACCGUCAAGUAGAGCAUUGACUAAUACCACUGUUACCAAGAAAGGUAACGGUAUCCAAACACCGCUCGCCACACACGUAUAACAGAAAACCGGUAUUCCAUUGAUAUAGUCGAAAAUACCGGUAUUCAAGGACGUAACGAAAAGUGAUAACGAACUGUGAAGUGAUUUAGUGUGAUUUUGAAAUAACGGACAGUGAUUUGUAACUGCGUUAUAAUGUAUUAGGAUGCAUUUUUAUGCAACGAAAAUUAUAACAGUUGCGUGGACAUUUUAAAACUAAAAUCUAUAUGAAAUACGCCAAACGGUUUGUUAAUAACUAUAAAAAUAGAUAAUUUUAAUGUGUUUUCGUUGUUAACAGCAGCACUUUUGUAUUAUAUUUUAGUUGUUUAAGUCGUAUAAUAAAUUGUUGUACUAUUUCAAAUAGUUAUCUUAAUUAAUCUGAACUUUAGUCAAUUUCAAAACAUCCGACUGAGACUGGUCUAUUAUUAUAAUGUAUAAAAUGUAAAUAACUAUGAAUAGAUAACUUCUUGGCUUCACUACAUGGAAUAAAGCGUUUUUUUAUGUUUAGUUUUAAGGAUUUGCUUCUGUUGUCAUUGUUUAUAAAUAAAAAUUGACCUGUUAUAAGCUAUUUGCCUUAUUUCAUUUAGCUUUUUGCAGGUAACCUUCAGGAAUAUAAACAAAAUAUAUUUUACAGAACAUCAUAAUGUAUUGUUGAAGUGACACUUUUUUUAAUGUGUCUGUAUUUUGACUGUAUUUUAAAUCCUUUUUUUCCUAUUUUUACUUACUAUCGUAUUUACUUCCACUUAGUCAGAUUUAGUCUUGAUUUUUUUACUAUUAUUUUGGUUUUUUGGCGGUUACAAUUCAUAACUAAUUUUGUUUAUCGAGCUAUAUUCUAAGUCCUUAAGGUCCUUAUUUUUUUCGAUAUUAUGUCAAAAAAAAUCAUUUAUUAAAAAAAAAAAACCAUUUUAGUGAAGCCAAACUAUGACUGUUGCACUAAUAAUGGCCUUUCCAUUAAUAUCUAGAUUAGUUAGAUCUUAAAUUAUUGUUGUGUGCAUUUUUUUAUU